Molecule: messenger RNA, 7564 nt
Organism: Dinoponera quadriceps
Lineage: Eukaryota; Metazoa; Arthropoda; Insecta; Hymenoptera; Formicidae
Exons: 10
Coding region: 1-6741 (2246 amino acids)
Source: RefSeq, a predicted model, not a curated record
AUGCACAAAGGAACCGCGGUCAAUCGAAGCAAUGUUAUGCCGACGACAAACAUUGUGCGGAGGUGCUUUACUCCGACCACGAUUCUCGUCGUGUUGAUGUUGUUAGGCGGAUUCGACGGAAGCACAGCUGAACGAUGGUCACGACAGGUAUCCAACAGUGAGUGGAUCCCGUUGACGAACCCGCGGGCCGCUUCCGGUCACGUGUCGCAGGGCAACGCUGGCCUGCUGCCUAGCGGCGCGCAUCUUCCGAAUCCGAUUCAGUCGCUCUCGUUACCGCCUGUUCUUCAGCAACAAUAUCAGGACCAGUUGAUACAGUUGCAGAAGACGCAGGAGAGCAUUCAGAAGCUGCUAUUACUGCAGCAACAGCUCAAAGCUCAGCAACAAGUUCUUCAGUCUCAGACGUUCCUACCGAGCGGCUUCAGUAGCACCGAAGACGAGAAGCAAGGGCUGUUACCGAGCUCAUUGGGCAAUUUGCAAACGACAUCCGAACUUUUAGUUCCGCCACAGCCCUCCUCGCAGGCGCUUCCCCCCAUAUAUCCUUCACAAAGCUUUUUGCCUCACAGACCCGGACAGGUGCCGAGUCAUUAUGAUCAGAACCUAGAAGCUAAUCGAGAACUGUCAGCCUUGCCGGUUCAAGGUCAGAUCGUGCUGCAACACGGCGAAAACGUGAACGCGGAGGACCCGCGAGAAGGUCCGCACAGCUAUGGGACGAAACAGGGUGGCCAAAGACCCGGGGCGAAACGUCCGAAGAUACAAUCGAAUCCGGAACUGUCGCAACUUCCUCUGAUCGAAGGCGGCGGGGAUGAGGAAGAGGAGGUGCAGCUGGUGUACGUUCCGGCGGAGACGCUGGCGCAAAGGGGUCAGCAGCCGAAAAGAGGUCGCGGAAGAAAGCCGUAUCACCUUCAUCAUCAUCAUCAGCAGCAGCAGCAGCAGCGCGAGAAUCAAGACGGCGUAGAGCAAGCUCCGCUCUCGGCCGAUCAAGAAGCCUUCGCGCGGCAGGUGCUGCAGCAGAUUCAGCAGGAACACGAAGAGAAGGCGCAAUUCUUAAAGGAGGAGCGCGUGAAAGAGUUCGCCAGAUUGAACGAGGAGCAGAAGGUCCUCGAGCGGAAAACGCGACUGCAGCAGGAGGCCCUUCAGAGGGAGCAAGAGUUGCUGAGGCAAAAGGAAGCCGAGAAGAAGCGAAAGGAAUUGGAGAAGCUGGAAGAGAUGGCGAGGCAACGAGAAUUGGAGCGAAUUCGCGAGGCCAGAGAGAAGCAGAGGCAAGAGGAGCUCGAACGACGGCGACUCGCCGAGCUCCGCGCCAAAGAGGAGAAACGCCGCGAGGAGGAGGCGAAGCAACGCGAGGAGCAGGAACAAGCGCGUCGCCAACAACUCGCAGACGGCACGAGACCCAAGAGGAUUCGCGGUAGACAACGUCAGCGAGUCAACCAAUACCAAGAACAACCCAAUUAUCCCGAGUCCACGACCACUCCGUCUCCCAAUCAGCCUCCUCUGUCGGUUUAUAUGGGCAGUUCCACGUCCAAUCUGGAAACAAUCAAGGUCACCGACGUUCUGAGGAUCUUAAGGGACGCGAAGACCAUCGCCGUGUUGGACAACGUCGGUCCCAACACACCACGCGUCUUCGUUGGUCCGUCCAAUUUGGAUCCCCCUUACGGAUAUGCCAAGUUCGACCUCCCCUACUUGUCGUCGAUCGACCACAACAGGGUUGAGCGCAAAGUGGAUAAGCUACCUUUCUUCGUAGCUCCGUUGAGCUUCGAUCCGCCCGCGGGUUAUUCCAAGAUCCCCUUCCCGGCGCCGCAUAUCGGCUCUGUCGUCGUCAACACGUUAUCGGAAACAUCCCCGGAACCAUUGCCAAUUGAACCGAACCCCAGCCCGACGCCAUUGAUCGAACCGAAUUCUUACAGCGACGCUGACCAAAUCGCCGGUUCCGUCGCAACCACUGCGUCUUAUGAGUCACCGACUACUCAGAGUUACAGUCCGGAAUCCAGCGGUCCUAAGUAUGAGUCCAGUUAUUCGACACCAGCUUCGGGGUCGAGGUUCAGGUUUAGACAGUAUUAUGACAACAAGCCAACUUCCGUGGCCGGUUCGUCAUAUUACAGCGAACAGUCUACAACGAAGACGAAGCCGAGGACGAAGCAAUACUAUGAGGAGGAAUCCAAACCGACCACUCAGUCACCCAAGAUUGAUACUACGGCCAGUUUUAGGCAGGAGGUAUUUUACUCCAACGCACCUAAUUUCCAAGACAGAACUGUAGGUUCGCACGAUCCCGCCACGAAAGAGCAAGACUUGGCGGCUCAAUUGGCGCUCAUCAAUCAAGAGCUCGCCGAGCAAAGGGAGCCGCAGAAAUACAACACCGCCGAACAGUAUCGUCCUCAGGCUAACUUGGCUGAGGCGUACGAUGUUAAUGACGUCAGAGCGCCCGUUGGAUCUGCACAAUACAAUUUACCGGUGGAAUUACCACCGAUAUCACCGCACCUGCCCGGCCUGGUGAACUCCUUGUUGGACAAGCAAGAGGGAAAUCUCCCCGUCACUUCGACGCCGCCACCGACGACCACUACGACACCGUUAACGACGACGACCACUCGCGUGAGCUCCACGACUUACAGGUCACGAGGCAGAAGCAGAAUCGUACCUACGAGAGCCAGAACCACUCCUGCGUCUACUAACAGAACGAGCACGCACACGGAUAGACCUCGUAGACCAUAUAACAGAUCAAAAUCGAGAUUCUCGACCACUACAGAGGAUUAUCACGAAUCCUCUUACGAACCGAUGAAAGCGAAAAUACCGGAAACCACGCAGAAAUAUAAGACGGCAGAACAUAAGAGACCAACGUCUAGGACACACAAGUACAGGAGUCGAGAUAGAACGAGUUCUCAAUCUACGAUUCACGAGAGAAACCCGAAUGUUCAGACUCACCAAGCAGCCGCCUACGAGAAUUAUCCGACGCAGAGCGACACGCAAAGCGAUUCACAGGUUAAUGUAUCCCCGGACGCGUACUCGCUGACGAACGGACCGACCUCCAAUCUUCAGCAUAAGGAGAUCUCGUCGCACGGGACAGUGAGCGAUUUCACUCAUGAGACUUAUCUGUCGACGACACCCACGCAAACCGAAAACUAUCCACCGUUGCGUCAAGUGACAGCCCAACAUAGCGCGGCUUUGGUGUCCGACGAUUACUCUAGAAGUCAGAAUUAUCCGCAACCCCGGCCUCAGGAAGCGCCCUUCCAUGGCGGUUUCGAGCAACUUGAGAAGACCCCCGUGAACGGAUUCAAUUAUCAAGUUGGGAACGAGGAGUCGCCAGACCAAGCAAUUCCCCAAAGACCCAAGGAAUAUCCACGUUACCAGGUCAAGUUGGAGGACGCCAACUAUAAUCCAGCGAAUACGGAGGAUCCGCAAAUAAGACCUGGCGAGGAACAACAAUAUUCGCCGGUUUACGAAGUUAAUGUAGCGCAACCUCAGCCUCAAGAUUAUAACCCCGACGGGCAGAAUCUUAUCCGCGACCAGAUCUUACAGUCCGAAGACGGUAAGAUCGAAAGCACCGCGGUGAAGGCCGAUCCGAAUGUCCCGCCGAUUUUCGUCCCGCUUCAGCACAACAAGCAGGAAGACUAUGAACUGCGUAUCCCCUCUACGCAGACACCGCUUAUUGAAAUCACUACGACUAGCACGACCACCCCGGCGCCGGUGAUAAUACGUCAGCGAGUGCGAACUCGGCUGGGCAGUCGCGGUCACCACGACUCCGCGAUUCAGACGCGACCGCGAGGUUCCCAAGACGAGUACGUUCGUUUCAGCGCCGUGAAUCACGAUUCCAGCCGCGGCACAGGUCACAAGCUACGUGAAGGAUCGAGAACGAGAACGCGCGUACGUCCGCAGAGUCACGGGUCGCAGGUGCAGACCGAGGGCAACGAAUACAUCAAGAUACAGGCCGCGCAGCAGCAGAGAUUGGUCGCCACCACGACACCCACGACUACAACCACCGUCGCGACUACAAGCGUGCACCCGUUGGAAGAAGACAUCGAUUACGGAUUCAUAAGACCACCCAGCUUCCAGCCGGUGAAUCCAAUUCCGGUGCACCCGGCGGACAACCGAUUCCAGGCGCCUAUCACAUACAGACCUCCUUUGUCCGAGAUACAGCACAUCAUCUCCAAUGACGAGGCGGCGGUAGAGUCGAGUCCCGCUCAUGUUCUGAAGAAUCGACCGAAAUAUCAGCAGACUCCGAGUCGUCGGCCCGCCACGAAAACAUUCGUGACUACGACGACGAGUACGACGACGGAAGCCGUACCUGUCGCGACGACGAUACCGGACGACACAGUGUACACGACGAAGCCGAAAGCGAGACCGGAGGAGUUAAGAACGACGAGAGUGCGCGGACGGGUUCGCCGACCGGGUAAGAAACGCAUCACGACCACCACGGAAUCCGUGAUCGAGGCGAACAACGAGCUACCGUUGGACGAGAACUAUCCCCGAAUCCCGUCGCAGCAGCUCGUCACGGUCACGGAGACCGGACAGCAGACUCUCUACGAAGACGACUUCGACCCGUCGCAAUACGUACCGAACCGGCCGGUUCAGCUUUAUGAGGAGACAACCGGCGAGAACUAUCCGCCUCAAGAGUUUGUCCUAAAUUUUGACAACCUACCGGAGCAAGUGUCGCAACGGGAGAAAUACGAUCAGACUCAACUGGCCGGCGGCUCGUCGAAGAAGUACAGCCACUCAAGUCUUGUGAAUCCAACGGAAGACGAGAGCGUGCACCCCACGGGCGAUAUUUACGGUGCCGAAAGCCAGUGGUCCACUAAGCUGUCCAAGACAUCGUUCCAGCCGAGCUUUGUCUCGAACCACGCAGCCAACGGCGCGAAGAGAGGCCGUGGCAAGACUCGCGACGAUCGGAACGACGAGAACGCGCCCGAGAUUAUCACGGCCGGACCGGACGUGUCUUUCGUGACGAUGGUCGUUUCGUCUGAUUAUCAGAAGCACGCGGACAGUGCCGACGAUGUGGACGCGAUGGUGGACGCUGACGUCUUCGGACGAAAGAUGAACGUGCAAGAACGCAGGGAAAACGCCGCGACGGCUGAAACGAACCCGCGGAUUACGACUCUUCGGAAUGUGAUUCGAAAUGAGGAAGACGCGUCGUCGGAGAUGCGAAAUUGGGUGAGAGGCAAAGAGAGGAACAUCGUGAAGCAGACGGACGAUGACGCAGAGGCGAAGAAAGUCACGGAUCCCCUUCCCGCUAAAAAAGGAGGAGCUCGCAGAAGAAGAGUCCGCGUGCGAGUGAGGCCCGCUAUGGACGAUUUCGUUACCGCCGAAUCGCAACACUUCAACUCCGCGAUGAACAGCUUGGUUCAAGAUCGAUACAAGUACAAUCCGAUUCGCGAGUCGAAAUUCACCACCGCUCAGCCGAUCGCGACAACCAUCACCACUACAACAGCCGCACCGACUACACAAAAAUCCUUGCUACAAGAUUUCCUUGAGGAGAUGCUGAAGAACGAUAAAGACUCUAAUCCGACAUAUACCACGUCCGUCACUACCGAAUUCCCCGUUUGGACGAUGUCAACGCCGAUGACGACGAUCUACACUUCGAAUAAUGAUGAGACCACGACUAUAAAGGAGAAUCCCACUCCGAUUAUCACGACGCUGACACCAAACGCUGAUAACGAUCGCGCCACGACGACGAGUGAAAAUUCAGACGAAUCGAAAAACGAAGCCGAUCAAGCGACAUCGUUUUCCCCUGAACAAAUCUACCAGUUGUCGCAAGAAGAAAUGAAUGAUUCGGCAGAAGAAAAAUCGAGUACCGAGUACCGAGUAAAGAUUUCCCAAGAAGACAAGAUUGAACGCAAUAGCCUGGAGAACGUCGGCAUAAUUGUACAGAGAUACAAACUGCCGUCGAACUACCCUGGCUUGGAAACGUUGAAGGAAACAGAAGACAGCACAACGGGACUUCCGACUGCGCGAGACAAAGGGAAGGAGCACGUAAUGACGUUGAAGAGGCCGGAGGAGAAUGUCGAGGAGAACGAGGCGCAUCCUAAGAAUCACAGGGCCAAGUGGAGCGAGGUGAGAUACCCAUCGGCCUUCGACAAGUCACAAUCCGCGCUGAAACAGCACUCCACUACGUCCAUUCCGGGUUUUACUACGCGAAACGACGGCGAGAGCAGCGUUAAGACCCUCUCGGACUACGUGGCCGCGAUCUUCGACAGCAUGAAGAGUGGCGACAGCCGAGGGGAGGAGGAAGAGCAGGUCGCGAAGGUAGUCGAGGCGAAAAACGAGACUCCCGCGGAGAACUCUUACAGAUUCAACGAUAUCGCCUCGGUGCGCGAGAUAAAUUCGAAGGAGAUCGAAAAGAGCACCCCGAACACCGUUACGACCACCGAGUUUUUGCGAGACGCUCGUACAACUCAGCGAGUCGACCCCGAAGAGAACACGACGAGUCUCCCGGAAGCGCAGAGCACCACCGAUACAACGACGAAGGAGAGCGUGACGACUCUCGACAGCACCACACCGAUCCUGGACUCCACUGUGAACACGAUCACGCCAUCCGAGGAGACAACGACGACGAAGACCGCUACGUCCACCGAGAAGACGAUCACGUCGCUCGGCCGGGUCGUAAACAACGUGGAUCGAGAGAAUUCGACGAUGGCGAUGCUGGGCAAAGUUCUGAGAACUUCGACCACCACCAGGGUGUCUCACAUGACGGAGAUCUGCUACAGAGGUCGAUGCGUGAUGACGAAACCGAAAAUGGAGGACGCCACGAGAUGAGGGAGAACCGGAACUAACGCGCGACACAGCGAUGUCGAAAGUGCCGUGGAAGAAAUUGAACAACGGGCCAUGCGAUCCAACGAACGAAAUCUCGCUGAGUGAAGAUUGAUUUUUGGAAAUUGAUUUUUGGAAAUUGAUUUUCGCGUCGUUCGAAUCGAAUUUUCUCAAUCAGAAUCCGGUCGUGUCCGCGAAUCUAAUUAAUAAAAGCCACCAAAAUUGCAAACGUUUAAUUGCGCGCGUAUCUGAUCGCAGAGAAUAGGGAAAUAUCACUUUUGCGCCGUAAAAGAUAUCGAUAUUUCGCUUGAAAUACCCAAACCGGUCGUGAUUCAGAACGGUAAAGCGCUUUUCGCUUAGCACACGUCGUACUUACAUAUAAACACAAGUUUGAUCAAUUUGUUCUCCGGGCACUAUCGUUUAGAGAAGGGUUGUUUUAUCACGGCUGGAUAAUGAAUUGUUCAAGGUGACGUCACUGCGAAAUUACAUGUGCUUCGGAGGGUUAAGGGCAAAAUAUCCACGUGAUAUUAACCGUGGAAGGAAGGGUUGUCCCCUUCCGGCAAGGAGGGUUCCGCGUCGUUGGCGGCAAAUCGAUCGUCCCGGCGCGUGCUUAUAUAAAAAGGACGCCCGAGAGUGUAUGUGCCGGCGCCCUUUCCAAGCGAGAUCGAAGUACGGAGGCUCGCGUUCCGCCAGCGCGAACGUAACGCGUAAAUAUAAACCGCGUGUGCAUCGUGUCGCUUUCGAGUAAUAGAGAGCUAAGUCUAUUUAAUUUAAUACACCGCCCCGUGUAGUAUACGUGUAAGUUAAGCGUGUAAGUAUUUUAAUAAAG